GUGUACUUUGGCUUAGCGUUCAAAAUGUGUAUUGUGCGAGACCGACAUCUCUAAAGUUCAAGUCAACCACGACGACUACAACUACAACUACGGCACUUCCUGAGACCUCGGAAGAAGAAGGCGUAACAACAGAAGUGAGUUCGGAAGGCAAUGUAACGAAACCGACGCUUACAGGAAAUCCUCAACUCGACUAUAUUUAUGAUCCAAAUUUACCCAAAGAAUUAAAUGGAUACAACUUAUCAGAUUAUCCCUUUUAUGAAAGGGUUCCAGAAGACAUAGACUUCAAGUGUGACGGCCUCCACGAUGGAUUUUAUGCCAGUGUGAAACACAAAUGCCAGGUAUAUCAUCAUUGCCUCUUUGGUAGGAGAUAUGACUUUUUAUGUGCCAAUUACACAGCAUUUGAUCAAACCCUUUUCAACUGCAACUUCGUAUCAAAUGUCGACUGCGUUAACUCGAAAAAAUUCUGGAAUAGGAACGACGAGCUCUACAAGACCAAAAGUACGACAGCAGCCCCCGUCAAUUACAACUUUUACACCACCACGUCUUCCCCGGCCUACGUCUUAACCCCUUCGCCCGUACAACGAACUCAACCUGCCCCAGGGUUCGCCCCUUUGCCCGCCGGAGCCCCCAUCGAACCGCGAAGGCCUGUAGGUCAGAGAAGGCCCCAACCUCCGCCUCCGAAACGGACACAACAAUUCGAAUACUACGACGAAGAUGACUACGAGGAGCAACCGAGGAUGGUCUACAGAAGAAAGAGGCCUCGCCCCAGACCAGUUUAUUACGACGAUGACUAUGAGUAUUACGACGAGAGGAGUAUUAGGAGAGGAGGAGGCCGCAGGAGGAGGCCGUACGAGAAGAGGCCGAUGAGGAAAAAUCAGAGCAGGAGAGUGAUGUAUGAAGACGAUGAUGACGAUUAUCGGUUUGAGGAAACCGGUAGAUUCGAGGAUGAUGAUAUACUUCCAGGAAGAAUAGAUCGAGGCAAGAGAAAACAGCAAAAUCGAAGGGAAGGAUUCGAAAAAAGACGAACCACGGCAAAACCCCUCAGAAAACGACCCUUCGAUGAUGAUUUCGAAGACGACUAUGACUACAUCUUAGAAAGUAAAAGACCAAAGCAGGAAGAGUCGCCGCGAGCGAAAGCAGAUCCGAAAAGAGUUCAAAAAAUGAACAUGAAGCGAUAUCUGCCCCCUAGCCUUGAAUACGAAGACAACGCAGAAGAAACCCCGCGACUCAGAAAAAGCGAGAGGGAUACGACCUCUAGAAAGCAAGACGAAUCCAGAGCGAUUAUCAAACCUACAACUGGAACUCUUUACGAUCGGCCAAGGGUAGCACCAAGAAUAAAUCUACCAGUACCGAAAAACGCGGCCGACAAAUUCGCCUACAAAUCGAUGAACUCUGAACCGCCAAGGGAUUUGGAAGAACCAAGUGACUACGAAUCUCGAGAAAGUAGUUCAGAAAGCACAACCACCACCACGACAACAGGAAAACCAUCUAGGAGAAGAGCUGCUUCGCUUAGAAGAAAUGGAAGUCGGGGCGAAACAUCCAGAAAUGCGAACAGUUCCGAAAGAACUCUCAACACCAAAGUCAGCAACGAUAAUAUCGAAACUGCUCCUAGAGACCAAGAAUCAGCUGAGGAUGAGGAGAUCCAAGAAAGACGAGCCGACAAAAAACAGGCGCCCGUUAUCGUAAAGAGUCCUCUGUCAUCAGAAGAGGACUGUCCCGAUUGCUCCAGAGAAGAGAUCCCGCCAAUUCCGAAAAUCGUCAGAGGCAAACCGCAAAAGCAAGGGAAGCCUCGCGUGUCCGUGUUCAAAACACCAAUUAAUUCACAAAGGUACUAUUCGUCCGAACUUGACGUAACGGAAAAACUCUCCCGUCAAGAUAUCCUGGAAGGAAGUUAUGACGAGUCGAUUAAUGAAGCUUAUUAGGCCUAGUUGUAGGUCGUAUUUUCACGCAAUCACAGAACUACAACUUGAUAAAUUAUCUUUACCAGUGUAUCGACUGACCUACCAAUAUAUUUUCCGAUUAGAGAAAUAAUUAUUUUUAAUUCAAUAGUUUAACCUGCAAAAGAAACAUGUGCUAGAUAUAUUGCUUUAAAUUUUUUAUUCAUAUCGGAUACCUAUCAAGUAGGAAUCCUUUUUGAUACACUAUUCAAAGACUAUUCAGUUACUUUGUUGAUCUCAUUUGAAUUUUUAAUUGCCCCCAAUUCUAUACCCGAACCUACUUUCGGAUAAAUGCUUCAAAUAUGUUCAUUUCAAGGUGUGUUAGAAGUUUUGAAAUCAAUAAUAUCUGUAAAAAUAGAAUUGUUACUGUGUCCGAAUAUCUCAUUAAAAAUCAAUGUGGAUAUUAUUAUAGUUGUCCAACUCAUAUCUUGUUCUGUAUUGUACCAAAUACCUCGUUUUUGCCAUCAAUAAAAAUAACGUGGUAACAA
Leptinotarsa decemlineata (Colorado potato beetle) is the source of this 2425-nucleotide messenger RNA. RefSeq names its product cuticular protein analogous to peritrophins 1-H (gene Cpap1-h). Gene Ontology annotation, cellular component: extracellular region. Gene Ontology annotation, molecular function: chitin binding. NCBI's taxonomy places the organism in Eukaryota, Metazoa, Arthropoda, Insecta, Coleoptera, Chrysomelidae. The record is from RefSeq and is a predicted model, not a curated record.